AAUGCAGAAAUUAGAUAAAAUUGAAACAGUUAACAACAGGAGACGUUCUAGUGAACAUCCAAUUAUAAGAAUUCAUCAUUUGGACUCGAUUCCUAUGGGAUUGAAAAGAAGUAUGACAGCAAUACAUCCUCAAAAAAAUAGUGGAAAAUACUCUUUAUCUACUUCUCAAUUUGAUAAAAAUUUUCGAAGAUCUUCUAGUUCACUUCAAACUCCCGAUAUCGUCUCGAGUCUUAAACAUGUCAGUAUUGAUGAUAGAACAUCUUCAAUGCCAAACUUGUUCGAAGAUCCGCAAUCACCAAGAAUACGAGGGUCUAUAGAAUUCGAAACUGUUUUAAGGGAGUUCCUUCCACCGAAAGAAGAGAAAAGCGCUUCGACAGAAUCUUCACCAAGAGUAAAGAAAAAGGUUUUAAAAAAAAGUUCACCUCCAUCAUUACUCUAUUCAAGAAACUUGAUGCAAGGAAACUUGUCACCAAGAGUAACAAGAAAAUAUCCAGGAAGCCUUCUUCAAUUACCGGCGAGCGAUUUGAAAGCGAGGCGAAACAGUUGGGGUCUCGGUGACAAAGUAACAAGACCAAAAACAACAAAGACAAUGCUAUCACCUCUUGCUGCUGAACCACUUCGAAGAAUUAGUAGUCCAGCAACUUUUUCAUCAAAUCAUAGACAUCAUUAA
This is a messenger RNA of Dimorphilus gyrociliatus, 670 nucleotides long. Lineage: Eukaryota; Metazoa; Annelida; Polychaeta; Dinophilidae. The record is from the annotation of a GenBank genome assembly.